AUGCAUACUGGGGAACACGACCACCCAUUCUCAUUCCCAGGAGGGUGGCCUGAGAUUCCCAUUGACGAGACACCAAAAUUCCAGGGCAAGGAUUCGUCCCAACAAAGACAUGUCCAGAAGAGAAGUCAGUUGGGGCGGCUCGUCCCGCCCUCCUGGAUGAGCAGUCCCUCGUCGACGAGCUGGAGCCUUGAGCACGUUUCCUGUUCCGGCUUGCACAUGAGAGAAGGAAGGGGUUUGAGAAUACGACCGGCGGAUGAGCCCUGGCCAACGAAACCCCAAACCAUGCAGUCCAGCACAAGCUGGUCGACGUCCGUAGGCGAAGUAAGACAUUCCGCCCUGUCAGCUCCCAAACCCGUCGUCCAGGAAGUAGGACUGGCGCUCUCAACGAAGGGAACGCAUCCACCGUUGCAGCCAAAAACUCUCCGUGUCGAACCACGCCAGCACAUGCACGUUAUGGCCCAUUGGGAGGCCGAGGGAGAAAAUGGAAAUGCCCGCCUCUCACCCUGUCAGCGACUCAUGCACAUCUGCACCUUGACAGAUGAAGCUGGUCAACCCGGCGUUUCAUGGGCCAAACGGGUGCAGGUCGAGUCGCCAAAUCUUGCCUGUUUCUUUGCUGUCUUGCGUCCAGGCCAAGCCGCGAUCUAA
Messenger RNA from Uncinocarpus reesii 1704, 645 nucleotides. RefSeq lists its product as uncharacterized. NCBI's taxonomy places the organism in Eukaryota, Fungi, Ascomycota, Eurotiomycetes, Onygenales, Onygenaceae. The record is from RefSeq and is a predicted model, not a curated record. Bases 1 to 645 code for a protein of 214 amino acids. The transcript is spliced from 2 exons.